Molecule: messenger RNA, 1882 nt
Organism: Centruroides sculpturatus (bark scorpion)
Lineage: Eukaryota; Metazoa; Arthropoda; Arachnida; Scorpiones; Buthidae
Product: early growth response protein 1-B-like
Exons: 3
Coding region: 334-1086 (250 amino acids)
Biological process (GO): regulation of transcription by RNA polymerase II
Molecular function (GO): RNA polymerase II cis-regulatory region sequence-specific DNA binding; DNA-binding transcription factor activity, RNA polymerase II-specific
Source: RefSeq, a predicted model, not a curated record
GCGUGGCGCGUGCCUUCUCUCACCUGCUCGACUGCACUCAGGUACUGAUCCUGCACCUGUUAUCAUUGGUUAGAUGUUAGUCUGGUUGAGAAUCUCAAUGGAAACUCACCAAUUACGAAGAGGGGGAGUGGUUAACAGAAGCAUCGCAGGAUAAUUAGCCCGAGGCUUGAUGGCCAGGUGAGUGGGUAGGCCAGGCUGAAAGUAUCCUCCCAUCUGUUUGAGUUUGUAUAUAAGAAGAGACAAUGAUCAUGAACACAGAUUAAAUGUUGACUUAUACCGAAUUGGUUAAUAUUUAGCAAUCUAAAAAGCACGCUCCAAGAAAGAAGAUACAUCAUGGCUGAUGUUUAUGAUGUGUGGCAAGAUAUCGAACAUGUAUUGCUUCGAGAAAUGAAUGCUAGUUGCGAAUCGAAACCUUCAGCAGAUCUGCCAUCCAUCGAAGAGCUUAUAUAUCCUAAAAGCUCCAACCAGAUAUCAUAUAUACAUUCUCAACCGGUAUAUCAACCACAGAUAACAGAAGAUUUCUAUCCUUUUAUUAAUAUGGAAACAGAACAAAAAUGUAUGGAAUGGCUUCAGAAUACGCAAUGUGUUGAAAACACAUUUGUUGAUUGGAAUACUACUCAACAAAUGAUGGAUUUAACAAAUAUUGAAAAUUCAUAUUGCCAAACUCAAAUUUAUCCGCAAUUUAAUCGGAUUAUGCCAACUAUGCAAACAGGUUUGAGCCUUAAUGCACCCCAAGCUCAAAUCUGUUAUCCUCAAGCUCUAGGAAUACCAUUAAAGGGUAGAAGAGGUAGAAGACCACGAGGACCUAGAAAAGUAACUAUACACACGUGCACUCAUCCUGGCUGCUCGAAAACUUAUACUAAGAGCUCUCAUCUAAAGGCACACUUGAGGACCCACACGGGUGAGAAGCCUUAUCAAUGUACGUGGAAAGGUUGUGGAUGGAAAUUUGCAAGAUCGGAUGAGUUAACUCGACAUUUCAGAAAACACACGGGUGAUAGACCGUUUCAAUGUCGUAUGUGUGAGAGAGCCUUCUCUAGAUCGGAUCAUCUAUCUUUGCACAUGAAAAGACACAUUGAUCUUAUGUAAAAUAUCUCGAAAAAUAUUUUAAAUUGUUUUUAUGUUGAUCACUAGGAGCCAUUUUAAAUGUGAAAAUAUUGGCAUUGGACGUGCGUUCCUAAUUACUUAAUUAGAUUUCAUAUUAUUGCAGUUAGAUACCAUACAAGAUCGUGUGUGCAUUUUAAAUUUCUAUGCAAAAUGAACGGACAAUAUUACAGCAUUUAUAGCUAUUAUUUAUAUAUCUUAAUUAUGUUUAAUUCAAAAAUAUUCUAAUUUAAUACUUUAAGCAAAAAAAAAUGUUAAACGUUUUCAGUCAAAAACAAAACAUAUUUUAAGAAACGUGAACAAUUUUAAAAGCAGGUGUUUUUCAAAAUUUUAAAAAUUUAAAUUCUGACCAAUUAACUUAAACGUAUUAAUAUCACGUGACGCAUCGAUUUUAAAGUAUUGGUUAAAUUUGAAUUGACGUCAUAAUAACAAAAAAGAACGUGAUGGAAUGUCUUAUUCGUAUCGACCAAUAAGAGAUUGAGGUUAAGGUUAUUUGUGGACCGUUUUUAAAAGUUGAAAAAUCAUUAAUUAUUUUUCGAGGGCCGUUCGCAGUCCUUUCAAGGGAUGAUCUAGAUUAGUUUUUUUUUGUGUGAAAAAUUAUUAAUGACGCUAAGAGUAUUGAAAUAAAAGUCUUGUAAAGUUAAGCAACAAAAAAGAUAAUUUAAAUAUAAACCGUCUGUUUAUUGGUGAACUAAGUUAUACGUCAUCAGUUUAAAAUGUUUAAAAAGUAAGACGAAAACUUAUAAUAAAUUUGCUGUAAAUUUUAUUUUUUUGUAUUAAG